Molecule: messenger RNA, 488 nt
Organism: Caenorhabditis sp. 36 PRJEB53466
Lineage: Eukaryota; Metazoa; Nematoda; Chromadorea; Rhabditida; Rhabditidae
Source: the annotation of a GenBank genome assembly
AUGUCGACGAAAGAAGCGCAGAAGAUCAAGAAAGAGUCUACGGGCUCAAACGGCUCCGCCUCGCUGGGAAUGACGACGCCGACGGCUGCGGGACUCACUUCGAACCUCGACCUGGCCGAUCCGUCGUCCGUCUGGGGCAUGAAAAGCACGCAGCCGAUGCUGAUGGCCACGCCGACCGCCUACUCAUUCCCCACCUCGAACUACUUCUUCACGGGCGGCCCCACGUAGGCUGGUCGAACAGGCGCCUGAAAUAAUGCAAAUCUGAGCAAUUUGAAACUGAAAGCUGUUCAGAACUGCCGAUCUCAUCGUGUCAGUUGAUUUACAAGUGUUGUGCCUGUCCGAUUCGAGGUUCGCAUUUCACGAAGGAAUCCUUCCCACUGCCACCUCGGAUGUGAUUGAGAAGCUUUUCAUAGAUAUUUACACAAGUUUGUAAGUCUUGAACAAAUUGGUUCUGAUAACGGAUAUUCAGUUUCUGCUCAAUUGGCUGA